AUGUCAACAUCUCCUCCCCAAAAGGCCUGGCAGAGUAGAGCCGCCUCGUCUAUCUCCCGGUUCGCGUCGCGUAGUGCCAAAACACUAGGGGUCAUCAAAAGCAAAGUACCAUGGAUUCGUUCUCUGCAAUUGAACUUCAUUUUCUUCCAUUACAUUUACAUUAUAGGAGUCUCCAUUAUUGGUUCAAUAUACCUCUACCCUGGCGGGCACAUGUCGUAUACUGACGCGCUAUUCCUCUCUGUUGGAGCGGCAACCCAGAGUGGCCUAAAUACUAUUGACCUCAACCUCAUCUCCACCUACCAGCAAGUGGGACUAUGGCUGGGAUCGAUGAUUUCAAAUCCAAUCGUUAUACACUCGUCGGUAGUUUUUAUCCGUUUACGGUCAUUCGAAAAGCGAUUUCAACAUGUUGUACGAGAAGCUAAGUUGCUCAGGCGAACACGUAGCCGGACGAGAUCCAGAGCAGUGACUACCGACGGCGACCAGCAUGAAAUACACAGGGCAGAGAUGGGAGUGCGUGGUCGGAAGAUAACGGUGGUACGAAACAGCGAAGGCCAGGCAUUGGGUCACACUAUUGAGUCCAGCAAUAAAAAGAAACAGGCCGCAAUGCCAAACGGUGGUGAUCCGCACACAGACCAAAAUCCAAGCGAGGUUAGGCAAGCUGCCGUUUUGGCUGAAGCGGCCCCGAUCUGCAUCCCUACAGAUAACCAACCGCAAUCACGACUUGACGAGGACGAUCAACCCACUUCGUUCGUCAAUAACCAGAGGAGGCAAAGUCGGGCGCUUAGGAUCCCCAGUCCCCGUGAAUUUGAUCGAGGGGGAGUGCCUGAAGCAGUUGAUGUGAGUGAUACACUCACUCGAAGGAAAACCUCCCCGUUCGAGCAAGUCACCGAUACCGCACCUCUCCAUCAUUACCCAUCUCCAGGCCAGCACAUUACAAUCGAUGAGCCAAAUACUGUGCACCCGCGCCGAGCAACCACGUUCCCGCCUGUUCAAGCUCGUCCUACAGCCGCAGAUAAUGAAGAUGAGGAACCCACCGCUGCGCAACGUAGGAAGACAAGGAAGGGUACACUGGCAUCGUUUUUGUUCUCCGGGCCCCAAUCGGGAAGCAAGGAAGCCCCUUAUUUGAGCUGGCAACCAACUGUGGGAAGAAACUCCGCGUUCGUGGAUCUCAGUGAACAGCAGAAAGAUGAGCUUGGUGGAAUUGAGUAUCGGGCACUCAAGACUCUUGCCUGGGUCUUAGCAGGAUAUUUCUUCUUUUUUCAUAUGCUUGGAAUCGUUUCUUUAGUUCCCUGGAUCUUGCACACACGCUGGGGUAGAUUUCCCAGAGAAGCAGGCGUCGGGAGACCCUGGUGGGCAGUUUUCAUUUCUGGCUCUGCUUUCAAUGAUCAAGGCUUCUCUCUCACGCCUAACUCCUUGCUUUCAUUCUAUGAUGCCAUAUUCCCGGUGCUUUUACUGACUUUCCUCAUCAUUAUCGGAAACACCGGGUUUCCCUGUAUGCUCCGAUUUAUUAUAUGGGUGUUUUGGAAAAUCUUUCCCAAAGAUACUGCAAUUUCUGAAGAACUUCACUUCCUUCUAGACCAUCCACGGCGUUGUUUCACGCUUCUAUUUCCUAGCAAAGCGAACUGGUGGCUAUUUUGGGUACUGGUUUUACUAAACGGGUUGGAUUUGCUACUUUUUAUUAUCUUGGAUCUUAAUGACCCAGAUGUGACUUCUAUUCCUGGUGGAAUACGAUUUGUCGACGGCCUGUUCCAAGCAGCGGCAACAAGAACGGCUGGAUUAUCCGUUAUAGACAUUACAAAACUUCACCCAGCAGUGCUGGUUUCGUACAUGAUCAUGAUGUAUAUUUCGGUUUAUCCGAUUGCAAUCUCCCUACGCAGAACCAAUGUGUAUGAAGAAAAGAGUUUAGGGAUAUAUUAUAAUGCAGACCCCGAAGAAGAGCAUGGAGACCCAAAUAAAGAACCGAGUUAUGUUGCUUCGCAUCUCCGAAGACAGCUUGGGUUUGAUAUAUGGUAUAUUUUCCUGGGCCUUUUCAUUAUCUCGAUUGUGGAAGGCAGCCGGAUUGAAAAAGACCCCGCGUUCACUUUAUUCGGCAUCCUAUUUGAAGUCGUUUCCGCUUACGGAACCGUUGGUCUCUCACUUGGCUAUCCAAAAGUCAACACCUCAUUCUCCGGGCAAUUCAAGGUCAUAUCCAAACUCGUGAUCAUCGCAAUGAUGAUUCGAGGUAGACACCGUGGCUUGCCAUACAGUGUUGAUCGUGCUAUCCUCCUCCCCUCAGAAGCCUUGCGUGAAAAGGAGCACCGUGAAGCCACAAAUCGCAUGAGACGGCGUAGCUCGGUGAUUAGCGCAGCCAACCCGCCGCCUGAGACUGAUACUUCGAGGGAUAACCGUGGUGUUGCUACGGGAUGGCAGCAUAGCCCAUCCGGUGGCCCAUGGACUCUUGGUGGUCUGAGAUCGCCUCCAAGCGGGCCGACUCCCAGGUUACCUAUUCAUCGCGAAGAGGACGGCUCCUAA
Messenger RNA from Ophidiomyces ophidiicola, 2511 nucleotides. RefSeq names its product low affinity potassium transporter (gene TRK1). The record is from RefSeq and is a predicted model, not a curated record. Lineage: Eukaryota; Fungi; Ascomycota; Eurotiomycetes; Onygenales; Onygenaceae. Gene Ontology annotation, biological process: intracellular potassium ion homeostasis; potassium ion import across plasma membrane. Gene Ontology annotation, molecular function: high-affinity potassium ion transmembrane transporter activity. Gene Ontology annotation, cellular component: plasma membrane. The transcript is spliced from 2 exons. The coding region runs from base 1 to 2511 and encodes 836 amino acids.